UAUACUUCACCACCUUUUCCUGUCCAGUUCUCUUAUAUGUUCCUGAGACCUGUGUGUCUAGUGCUGUUGGUUGCCUGCCUCGCUGUGGCCGAUGACAGUGACGACCUCCGUGACUCACGCGGCGACAUUGUGCAGUGCAUCCCACAUGAGUGCAACAAGCCCUGCACCCCUCCACCACAAUACUGCCCCUCAGGAGUUGUAAAGAACUGUGGUUGCUGUGAUGUAUGCUGGAUACACUUGAAAAAUGGAGAAAGGUGCCACAAGGAAGUUCCCGAAAACACAAUGUGCGGGCCACAUUUAGUGUGUGGUUCUAGAGAUGUGUGUGUGCCCCUGGCUAGAGAAAAUGUGGAAGAUGAUGAAGACAGCUCCGACAGCUUGAACAGCUCUGACACUGGCACAAAGAUGAAGAAUGCAAGAGCAGAGAAGGCUGUGAGACGACGUCAGGCAAUAGGCCACUGACUAGGACGGCACCACGACAGGAGCAGCUUCUGCAUGAAGAGAAUAUAAGUGCUGCUGCCACCAGCCUUGACAUGACAGUAAAGGAGU
Molecule: messenger RNA, 546 nt
Organism: Schistocerca serialis cubense
Lineage: Eukaryota; Metazoa; Arthropoda; Insecta; Orthoptera; Acrididae
Exons: 4
Coding region: 37-459 (140 amino acids)
Cellular component (GO): extracellular region
Source: RefSeq, a predicted model, not a curated record